This is a messenger RNA of Ochotona princeps (American pika), 2424 nucleotides long. RefSeq names its product probable transmembrane reductase CYB561D1. The transcript is spliced from 3 exons. The record is from RefSeq and is a predicted model, not a curated record. Gene Ontology annotation, molecular function: transmembrane monodehydroascorbate reductase activity. The coding region runs from base 334 to 1023 and encodes 229 amino acids. NCBI's taxonomy places the organism in Eukaryota, Metazoa, Chordata, Mammalia, Lagomorpha, Ochotonidae.
CUCUAGGUUCCGCCUGCUGCGUGUGGGAUUUGGCGUUUCCCACGGUUGCCUGAGACACGGGCCUUCCCAGACACUAGCGUAGACAGGAAGGUGGGCUGGGAGGUCCCUUGUGUCCCCCACCCUGCCCCGACGGGCUGUCCUGGCAGCAGGGCCUGCGGGCUGCGGGGGCAACAGGCGCACUCCCCCCCAGCCCCGAGAGGGCGCUGUGGGCGCCGCCAUGGCGCGGCCGGAGGCAUCCCCGGGGAGGAGCCUCUCCUGAAGCCGCCUCCGCGAUCGCAAACCCGGAAGACGCGCUCAGGCUGCUCGAAGGGUGAGGUGCGGGCCGGCACGGCCAUGCAGCCGCUGGAGGUGGGUCUGGUUCCUGCUGCAGCGAGGGAGCCGAGACUGACCCGCUGGCUGCGGAGGGGCAGCGGGAUCGUGGCGCACCUGGUGGCUUUCGGCUUCACCAUCUUUCUGACAGUGCUGUCGCGGCCAGGAACCAGUCUUUUCUCCUGGCACCCUGUGUUCAUGGCCUUGGCGUUCUGUGUCUGUAUGGCCGAGGCCAUCCUGCUGUUCUCACCAGAGCACUCCCUGUUCUGCUGCUGCUCCCGAAAGGCACGGAUCCGGCUGCACUGGACAGGGCAGACACUGGCCAUCCUCUGCACAGCCCUGGGCCUGGGCUUCAUCGUCUCCAGCAGGACCCGCAGUGAACUGCCCCAUCUGGUGUCCUGGCACAGCUGGGUAGGGGUGCUGACCCUGCUGGCCACCAGCGUCCAGGCACUGUGGGGGCUCUGCCUUCUCUGUCCCCGAGCUACCAGGGUCUCCAGGGUGGCUCGUCUCAAGCUGUACCAUCUGACAUGUGGACUGGUGGUCUACCUGCUGGCCACACUCACAGUGCUCCUGGGCAUGUACUCAGCAUGGUUCCAGGCCCAGAUCAAAGGGGCAGCCUGGUAUUUCUGCCUGGCACUGCCCCUCUACCCAGCCUUGGUGAUCAUGCACCAGAUCUCCAGCUCUUACCUGCCGAGGAAGAAGAUGGACAUGUGAAUUCCUGCAGGCUUGGGUGUAGCCUUGGUGUUGAGUACUUCCACUGGUGACCUCCAGAGGGGACCUGCUUUGGAAGUGGUCAGGUUUUGUUUUUGUUUUUGUUUUUUGCACUUUUUGGGUUGGUGGGGGGUGGGGGCUGCAGAAACUCAAGGUGCUAUUUAUUGGGAGGGAGGACUCAAGGGGGCAAAGGCCCCAGGUGCACGUGACCGCUGCUCAAGAGCCUGAUCCUAAAGCCUCCCUCUUCCUUAGAUGGAGUAGCAGGUGGUGGCAGAGGUGGAUUUAGGGUAAUCGUUUCUGUUUGCUGUACACCUGACUUCAGCGCAGGGUUCCUGGAUGUUAUCUGUAGUAGACACAGCUGUCUGAGUCACUUUGGAGAAUGUGCCGUGUGGUAGAAAGAGGCCAGGAGUCUUGCUUAUGGGCUCUGGUCUCCUAGGUAUGGUUGUGUGUGACUUCCGAUAAGUUGCGUAUCUCAGGACCUGAGUCUCCUCAGCUAAGAAAUGAAUGUAUUGUUUUAAAAGAUUUGUUUAUUUUUAUUUGAAAGGCAGGUUUUACAAGGAGGAGAGCAAGGUCUUCCAUCCACUGGUUUACUCCCCAGAUGGCUGCAACGGCCAGAUUUGAGCUGCCUGGAAGCUGGGAGCCAGUAGCUUCUUUCAGGUCUCUCAUAGUGGAGGAUCCCAAGCACUUGAGCUGUUCUCCACUGCUUUCCCAAGACACAGAGAGGUAGAACAGCUGGGACACGAACCGGCACCCAUAUGGGAUGCUGGCCCUGCAGGACAGAGGAUUAGCCCACUGUGCCAUCCCACUGGCCUUAAGAAAUGAAUGUUUCUAAAUAGUCUCUAAGCGUCCGUCAGGUUGAUGCUUCAGAACAUCCUCUCCCAGCCUGGAUCACGUGACUCACGUAGCAGCCUAUGGAUGGGAGUUCUUACAUUCAUCGUUCUUAUCCUCACCCAGUGGGACUAGUCUGCCCUGGUGACCCUACAGAAGUUUGCCAACCUUUCCCCUGGCAGGCACUGUGGAUAAGCAGGGGUCUAGGUGACAAUAAAGGCACUAAAGUAAUUUUAAAGUUUUUACAGGAGGGGAACCGUCUGGCUUAAACAUGCUGUAGCUCGUGGCUGGGGUACUUAGCAUGCUAAGAAUUUCCUUCUCCUGAAUCCUAGGCAGGCUGGUGCUUUACCCUCCCAGGGCCCAUGUUCUUGCUUGAGUGCUGAGCUUUGUAGAGCUCUUUAAAGCUCUAAGAAUACAACAGGGACCAGGGAAGUGGGACAGGGCCCUUCUACCUGAAGAAAACAGCCACCCUAGUUCCCUUCUCUUCUUGACAUCGAAGCUUUUGGAGAUGUCUCCUGCCAGCCCUAGGCUCAGGAGAGGGCUGAAUUCUAGUGCCAGCUGACAAACAGUGGCCAG